CGGACCCGAUCUGGGGGUUGGGGGACGCGAGUGCAGGGACCGAGUAACGGAGGAGCAAGGCCGCCCCGGCCGUGCCUCGGGAGGAUGAAGCUGCUCCCUGUGUCUCUUCGGGGUUUCCCUGCUCAAUAAAUGGGGUCUAACCCGGGCUGGGGGCGUGUGGGGAUCUCCCAAGGUGCGAGAGUCUUGUGUUGUCUGAAUAUGUCCGGUGGAGGAUUCCCAGGUCAGACGGUGGAUUUGUCCCGGGGAAAGCGUUCCGCAACGAUUUCUUCUUGACCUUUUGAAAAUGAAGAUCGGGGCUGAGGUUGUGAACUUGCCCCGGAGUCUGGGCUUAAAGAUUUGGGAAGCCUUGGGUGCACCUGGUGACUGGGGAUAUUUGUGAAAUUGUUCUGAACACUGGGAAAGGCGGAACUUCCCAUAAAAUCAUAAGAUACAAAAGCCGAAGUGGGCCAAACAGCCCACGAGUUCUGCUCCACCAGUCAAUCAGAUCUUCAGUGAUAAUCUGAUUGUCCUCAACUUCACUCUCCUGCCUUUUACCCAUGGAUCCAUUUGAUUCCCUUACUGAUUUAAAAAUCUGGGGUCAAGAAUUUCAAAGGUUCACCAUCUUCUGAAGGAAGAAAUUCAUCCUUCCUUCAGUCCUAAACAAUUUGCUGUUUAUUCUGAGUUUGCGCACCCCCUGGUUCUAGACCCCGGUAGCCAGACAAAAACAUUUCUCGUCACAAUGCGUUUGGUCAUUCUUGAAGACUAUGACAAAGCCAGUGAAUGGGCAGCCAGAUACAUUUGCAAUUCAAUUGUUCAAUUUAAACCUGGCCCAAGCCGAUAUUUUACUUUGGGUUUACCCACAGGGAGCACACCUGCUGGGUGUUACAAAAAGCUGAUUGAAUAUUAUAAGAAUGGUGACCUCUCUUUCAAAUAUGUGAAGACGUUCAACAUGGAUGAAUAUGUUGCACUUCCGAGGGAUCAUCCAGAAAGCUACCACUCCUAUAUGUGGAAUACCUUCUUCAAGCAUAUUGAUAUAGACCCAAAGAAUGCUCAUAUUCUUGAUGGCAAUGCACCAGAUCUGCAGGCAGAGUGUGAUGCCUUUGAACAGAAGAUUGCUGAAGCUGGAGGAAUUGAACUGUUUGUUGGAGGUAUUGGUCCUGAUGGACACAUUGCUUUCAAUGAGCCUGGAUCAAGCCUGGUAUCAAGAACAAGGGUGAAAACAUUAGCCAAAGAAACUAUUCUGGCAAACGCAAGAUUUUUUGAUGGUGACUUGUCAAAAGUACCUACCAUGGCAUUAACCGUAGGUGUUGGAACAGUAAUGGAUGCUAAAGAGGUUAUGAUUCUCAUCACAGGAGCACACAAGGCAUUUGCAUUGUACAAGGCAAUCGAAGAGGGAGUAAAUCAUAUGUGGACCGUUUCUGCCUUUCAGCAGCACCCACAUACCACCUUUGUUUGUGAUGAUGAUGCUACUUUGGAGCUUAAAGUUAAAACAGUGAAGUAUUUUCAAGGUUUGAUGCACGUGCAUAAUCAACUUGUGGAACCAUUGCACAGUAUGAAAAGUUACAAUGACUAAAAAGAAGAAAAUGAAUAGAAACUUUCCUGUGAUGUACAAUUAAUUAAAAUUCCAAGGAUUAUGUUAAGUGGAAUUCAAUGCAACCUGAUUUUAUAUUGACAUGUUGCUGUAACUAAAACAACUAGAUUUUUAUAAAAGUAAUACUCAAAAGCUCCAAGUCUAAAACUUCUCUCUUCUUGAGUAUUCUUCCUGCUCUGAAGACACUUGAUCUCUUCCAAGUGUCCAUAGCAGUGAAAUCUUACAAAUCAUUGGUAUAAACAGAACAGAAGCAAGAAUAGUCAAUUGGUAAAUGCAAAGAAUAAUUCCUUUCUUUACAGCAUAUUGUGAAGGGCAUUGCAAAUUUGUGAACAUUGUUGUCUCAAAGCCUUGUUCUUCCCACUUAUUCAUAAUAGAAUGUGAGCUAAAAUCUGUAUGUAAUAUAUUUUAAAGGUUACCACUAUUGUUUCCUUAGCAUGUGAAAUUUUUAAAUGAAUGUUUAAGUAUCAUUCGUUAUUCCCUGCAUUGAAAAAGCUAUUGAAGAAAUGGUCUUGAAUCUAUCUGGCAAAAGCAGAUCAAUAAUUUAGUCUAACUAGUCUAAUAAAUUGUACAUUCAUGCAUCCUCAUAUAUCAUAAUUGCACAACUUUAUUACUUUUGAACGAUGUUCAUUAUUGGAAUUAAGAUUCCAAAGUGCAAAUCUUUUAAAUGGUUUUGAAAAUACAUUUGUCAUGAAUAUUUUGCAAGCUAAUUUUUUAAAACUUUCCAUAUCUGGUAUAGAUUUCUUAGCCACAUUCCAAACAUUUAUUGCUUCACUAGCCCAUUUGUUCUUUCAUUACAUGGUAAUGAUUGCUGCUUGUAUCCUGUGUACAUUGUACUAUUAGGGCAUUGAUGUGAACUUUGGUAUUUUAAUCAUGAAUUCAGUUUCAACUGUAUUGUCUCUAAGUCUCCAUGAUUGCUUCUAAGCAUUAAAAACAUAAUUUUGAAAAGCUAUUUAUGCUUUUUAAAUUAAAUAACUUGAGGUGCCAAUAACAAAAGCAUCUAAUGUACUAUGGGAUCAUUUCAUUUACAUUUCGGUUGGACUAUUUCAGAAUUUCUAAUUUGGAACCUCUAACCAUUUAAUUGUGGAAGCUGAUCUCUUUGAUAGCCUAAUGGUAAUUAGGUUGGAUACAAUGCAUAUUUUCAUCUGUUGUUACAAAGUAUCUGCUGCACUACAAGCUUCAUGUUCUUGUAGAUCUGAAUACUAGUUACUCAUCAAUUUUAACAAUAUAGCUGUUUGUUUUCUGUCAGAAUGCCAAAUGAUGUUCUUUGCUGGAUAAUCUAUUCAAGCUGAUGAAAAUUCAAGGAUUGUGGAUUAUUUUUCUUAAUUUUUUUUCAACAUACUAAUCAGUGCAUGGCAUAUACCUGUUUGAAUCAGGUGUCUCCCCCCCCCCCCGAGGGGCAAAAUUGUGUAUCAUAUAACACUGUACUGUUGUACCAUGGGUUAUCUUUAUGCCUUAAUCAAAUAAAACUGCACAAGUGUUAAUCAUCUCAAUAA
This is a messenger RNA of Stegostoma tigrinum, 3063 nucleotides long. It is a transcript of the gene gnpda2, whose product is annotated as glucosamine-6-phosphate deaminase 2. The record is from RefSeq and is a predicted model, not a curated record. Gene Ontology annotation, molecular function: identical protein binding; glucosamine-6-phosphate deaminase activity. Lineage: Eukaryota; Metazoa; Chordata; Chondrichthyes; Orectolobiformes; Stegostomatidae. The transcript has 7 exons. Bases 719 to 1552 code for a protein of 277 amino acids. Gene Ontology annotation, cellular component: cytoplasm. Gene Ontology annotation, biological process: N-acetylneuraminate catabolic process; D-glucosamine catabolic process; N-acetylglucosamine catabolic process.